Messenger RNA from Formica exsecta, 3533 nucleotides. RefSeq names its product NF-kappa-B inhibitor alpha-like (gene cact). The transcript has 3 exons. Gene Ontology annotation, molecular function: protein binding. Bases 1217 to 2596 code for a protein of 459 amino acids. The record is from RefSeq and is a predicted model, not a curated record. Lineage: Eukaryota; Metazoa; Arthropoda; Insecta; Hymenoptera; Formicidae.
AUCAAAGUAUUUUAUAGAGAGCCUCCUUCCAUAUGAAACUAAAAUUUCCGAAGCGAAAUUGACAUAACGUCUGAUACAAAAAAAACGACACAUUUUAUCAAAACGGUUUUUAUCUGUAAAAUGAGAAUCGCAUCGUGUCUCGGUUGUACGCCAUACAGCUGGCCCUGCCCGAGGUUGAUGGGUUUUUCCGCCCCUACUCCGCUCUCUGCCUUAGGAAUUAUACCGCCAGAGAUAUUGUUAAAUAGCCAUCUUUGUCGCGCAUGCGCAUCGCAUGCGAGCGCGAUCCCAGGUCUGUAUCUAGUUGAGUAGAAAAAGAGGGUGUCGUUCGAUCCGCUCUCUUUUCCGACGAUUGUUGGAAAUUAUUUAAUUAUCGUGAUUACUAAAGAGCUUUAAAAAAGAUCGAUAAACAUUAUGACGCAAUGUGACAGAACGCGAAAAAAAAGAUACAACCAUUUCUCGCCGUUUAUUAUUAUCCGGAAAAAUUGUUCACUUUUAUCGGAAUCGUAUACGUCACUGCACGUCGCUUGUCGCGCAUGCGCGAGAAACGUCUGUCUGACAACAUUGAGUCGCUCUCUCUACAGUCCAUCAGUUCGUUCUGAGAUGUUCCGAGAUACGGAACGAUAGGUAGCGUGCGUUGACAAUUCGUGCGCGGUCAGGAAAAUUGCUCGUGUACGAUACGAUAACGGAGCGAGAGCUUUCUCCCGUCUGUUGGCGACUGAAGAUCAACGUGGAAUCUCCAGUAGGUAGUGCACGAAACGGAGAUUACAUCGAAGAGAGCCUAGUCGACAACACGCGAGCGAUGCGGAGCGAAAGUGGACGGAGAUAGACGACGGACAAGACCAAAGUGCGAGCACAGCUGUUUCGAGGAGAAGGGGAUAUAUAUAUAUAUCUCUCUCUCUCUCUCUCUCGGGCGGCCGAAUAUACGCGGAAGAGAACGUCGGGGACGUCGAGUAAGGAUCGAUCGAGGGGUGAUAUCACGCGCGAUAAAAAAAAAAACAAACGAAAAAGCCGCGAAAAGCUGAGGUCUAUAUUCGAGCGAUUGAAAGUCGCGGUAUCGCAGCUUUCUUAUUUCGCGAUUAGACUGUGUCGCCAAUCUAGGGCAAAUAUCCAGGUGAAAUAAGAGAAGGGGAAGAGAGUCCAGUAGACGAUUUCUCGCGCGAGCUCUCUCUCCCUCUAAAAAAAUUUAUAAGCGGUAUCGUUUUCGAGUCCUCCGAAAAUGUGGCGUCCCACCCACGAGGGCAGAAGCACCCAGAUGGAGGAACGUGUUACAGCGGACGAGAAGAAGCGGUGGCGUUCCGACGACCACGACGACGAGGAGGGCAACGUGGAUUCCGGAUUCCUGUCGAGCGGCAAUCUACAGUUCAGCGGCGAGAUUCGCGACUCGGGGUUACAGCAACAGGGGGGGCAACCCGGCGAGGAGGGGGAGGGGGAGCAGCGAGCGGCGCCGACUCCCGCGCCAGCGGUCGUGACGACGACCGCAUCAUCAUCAACAUCAUCGACGACGACGAUCGCGGAGGAGCCAAUGAGGGCGAUCGACAGCGGCGUGGACCUCGACCUCACCGACACUCUGAGCCAGCUGAGCCUCAAGCAGGUCAGCCUGAAUGCGCUCGCCUCCAAGAACGGCAAAUUCAUUCAGGCCGAGUCGGCCAGUCCCGAGCUGUCACCCGUGACCGCGAACCUUACGCAACCGGACGACAGCAGCGAACAGCAACACGAUGAAGCAUCGCUGUUGGAGCAACACCAGCGGGACAGCGAUGAGAGGGAGACGAGCAACGAGGAACCCUGGCAGCUCUACUAUACGCAGGACGACGAUGGUGACACGCAAUUGCAUAUCGCGAUCGUGCAAGGCUUUGUGGAAGCUGCACUCUGUUUAAUAAGAAUGGCGCCUGACCCGUGCCUAUUGGACACUAUGAACGACGACUGGCAAUCGCCCCUACAUUUGGCAGUGUUGACACAUCAACCACUGAUCGUCAGGCAUCUAAUCCUAGCAGGCGCGGAUCCAUCUCUGAGGAAUUUCCGCGGAAACACAGCCCUACACCUGGCUUGUGCGAGCGGAGAUCUCGCUUGCGCUAAAGCUCUCACGGAUUCAUUGUACCCGAUGGAGAGGAAUAAGCUGACGCUUGGACAGCAAGUACCCGCCUUACCACAAAAUUUGGAGCAACGUAACUACAACGGUGAGAUGUGCUUGCACGUGGCUGCCGCAAACGGACACGUGGAUCUGGUGCGACUUCUGUUGCGUCUAGGCGCCGAUCUCAAGGCGAAGGAGGGUCUGGCGGGAUACACGGCCCUUCAUCUCGCGGUGGAGCGCGAAUGUCGGCCGGUGUUUGAGCUCCUACUGCCAGAGUGUCAACGAACGUUGUGUCUGGACGAGCGAACGUAUCGCGGCACGACUGCCUAUCAGUUGACCCUGGACAUUCACAGUGCGUUCGCCAAGGAGGCUCGCAGGAAGCUGGUACGAUACGGCGCGGCACCGGAACCGCUGCCAGAAUCGGACUCCGAGAGCAGCGAGGACGAGGAAACGGAAAGGUCAUUGUGGACGGCGGAUUAUUUGCCCGCGAUCGUCAAGACGCAAAACACGGUCGGAGUGACAGUCUAAACUAUUCAUCGGUCAGUAAUCUAUUCAUUAAUUCAUUGAACGUUUUGGGUGCUGCACAAAGUCGGAUGAAAAGAAGAUAGAAAGAGUGCAUGCUGCGCAUACGCACCAAGAUGUCUCGAAUCGCGUCUGCGAAAUCAUUUUAGUUUAUUAGUCGAAUUAAGAUGGACACAAUUACAGUGAAUAAAAUUUGUUACAUAGAAAGAUUAUAAAAGUACGUCGCGUCUCUCUAUCUUCCACAUUUACAUAUAAAUUAGCAUGCAUAAAGUUGUAUCUUGAGUUUCAAUGAGUUCACGAAAUUAACGGACGAAUUUAAGUGAAUAAUUGCCAUCUGGAAUUUGUAGCUUAAGUUUUGACGCGCUGGACGACGUCAUCUUAAAUAUUAAAAACGUUAAGACAAAUAAUUAAAAUAAAAAUUGAUAGAUAAGGAAAUAAAAAUUUGACAUGGUAAUGCUUUUAAUGCAUAUAAUGCACAAAUAAACUCAGUGUCUAUGUUUGAAGCGCAUCCCUAUAACGUCUUAAUCUGCUGGAUGGAUUAAGAUUUAUAACGAAAAGUAGAAGGAUUGUCAGUUAAAAAAAUAGCAAGUGGAACGAAAUUAGCUUCAAUGUGUGUUACAUAACGUAUAUAAUGCGUGAUCAUAGAAAUGUCUUGAGUCGACAAGUAUUACUACUAUAGACUAUGUACGCUUUUUAAGUCGAUAUCGGCAGCAAUAUAUGCAAGUUGAGGGAUGAACGAGUAACGUUCGAAAUCGAAGAUCUCAGAAACGAACUUAUACGCGACCACUAACGAAUAUCCGAUUACGAACGAAGCGACAAUACGUAAGCGCGAGCUGUCCCAGCGGUCGUUCGCUUUUCCCCUUACAGUAAUCCUUCGCAAGCCAAUAGGCAUGCAGCAGUGUUCCCAGUGUUGUACAGAGUGUUCCAAGAAAAGCUGUACAAA